AAAUGUGUUAGGGGACAUCCAGGAGACUGGCCUUCAAGGACCAGGGUUGUCUGUGCGGAAAGGACAUGUACAGGUGCCCCCCUCCCUCUCAGACUGGACCGGGGCUCCGCAGGGCCGGCGAGUGACGCGCUCGGGGAGCUCGCUGCCGACGAAAGGGGGCGGAAAUUACCGAAGGCGAGAGCCGAGCACAACAGCUGUUGACUUCCUGGUCGCGAUUUGCAUCCUAGCAGCCUAGCGGAGAGGGGGUUUUGUAUGUGGCUCCCGGCCGCAGACGUCGAAGCCGUGAAGGGGAGAGCGCAGACAGGUGUUGGGGCUUUUAAAACAGCUGACGAGCACACCCCCGAUCCCGGCAGUGCAGCGGGGUUUAGGAGCUGGGAGCUGGGAGGCUCUGUGCCGGAGCGCUAUGCACCAUCCCUGUUGUCGCGUCUAAUUGCAUCCCGGCGACGGAGCUGGGGCGCUGAAGGGGCAGCAGUCGUCACCGGGCUGGGACAGCGAGGCAGACGGGGUACAAUCCGAUUUACUUCCGAGUGAAGGUCUCAGCCUCGUAGAUGGCGUCACAUUCGAGGGUGUCUAUCCUGGAUUACUUCAACAUCGUCUUCGAGGGGGAAAAUGGCAAAAUCGAGUCCAACUGCAAGGCGUGCGGCACCAGGAUCCAGGCGAAAAGAACAGUAACGUCCAACUUCGUGACCCAUCUCAAGCGCAAACACCAGGCCAUGUACGACGAGUUCGUCAAGAAGAAGGACAUCAAGAGGGAGGCCUACAGCUCGGGGGGCGUGCACCUGGCCCCCAGCGGCCGGGCGGAGCCGCCGGCCCGGCCCUCCCACUCCCACUCCCACUCCCACACGCACUCGCUCUCGCUCUCGCUCGGGACCGGCGGCGGCGGAGGCGGAGGCGUGGCCAAGUUCGAGCGCGGCGACCCCCGGCAGGCGAUCAUCUCCGAAGCCAUCGCCAAGAUGAUCAUCCGGGACCUGCAGCCGGUGCGCAUCGUGGAGAGCGAGGGCUUCCGGGAGCUGCUGCGCCUGCUGGAGCCGCGCUACACGCCGGAGUCGCGCAAGUACGUCCAGCAGCAGCUGCUCCCGGGGUACGCCUACCAGGCGCAGCUGGCCAGCAAGCAGGCGCUGCAGGCGGCCGAGUCCUGCAGCGUCACGCUGGACGUGUGGCGCAGCGGGCCGGCCAGCGGCUACCUGGGCGUGACCUGCCACUUCAUCACCAGCGACUGGCAGAUCAAGUCGGCUCUGCUGGCCUGCCUGCGCCUGUCCGGCCCGCGCACGGCCGAGCGCAUCCUCCCGGAGUACGACGAGAUCUCCCGCGCCCACGGCAUCGCCGGGAAGGUCUUCCGGGUGGUGGCGGACGGCGGCUCGGACAGCAGGGCCUCCUUCCGCCUGCCCGGCUUCUGCCUGCAGAGCGGGGACGAGGAGGAGGAGGAGGACGAGGACGAGGACGAGGAGGGCAGCGGGGACGAGGAAGGGGGCGGCGAGGGCCUGUGCCUGGGCCCGCGGCGGGUCGCCUGCUUCGCACGCUCGCUGGCACGCUGCGUGCGGGACGGCCUGCGGGCCUCGCCGCCCCUGGCCCUGGCGCUCACCAAGGCCGCCUGCUUCCUCAACUACGUGAGGGCCACCGUGGCCCCCGAGAAGCUGCAGCCGGCGCUGGGCCGGGCCCCGGCGGGCGAGCGCCGCUGGAACGCGCAGCUCAAGGCCGUGCGCCGCCUGCUGGAGGCGGCCGACUUCCUGGAGGACGUGGCGGGCCGGCGCGACCUGGCGCUCGGCGCCUUCGAGAAGGCCGCGCUGCGCGAGCUGGUGGAGCUGCUGGAGCCCUUCGAGGAGGCCACGGACAUGGUGGAGGGCGACAAGCACGUGCCGGUCAGCCUGGCCCUGCCCUGCGUGCUCGGCCUGCGCAAGCACCUGGCCGAGAGCGCGCCGCGCCAGUGCGCGGGUCUGCUGGGCAGCCUGGCGCAGGCCCUGGACCGCCGGCUCGCCCGCCUGCUGGAGGACCCCCUGCACGUGACGGCCACCGCGCUGGACCCGCAGUUCAAGCUGUCGUGGAGCAGCAGCAGGGAGCAGCACCGGCAGGUGGUGCUGGAGGAGGUGUCCCAGCACGGCCCCAGCCCCCCGCCCAGCCAGGCGCCCCGGCCGCCCCCCUGCAAGCGCAGCAAGCUCUUCUCCUUCAUGAGGCCGCGGCCCGCCGCCCCGGCCCGCAGCCUGGAGCAGGAGCUGGCCGCCUACCUGCACGAGGACCCCACCGACGAGGACCCCCUGCACUACUGGAGGAGGAAGGCCGCCGACUUCCCGCAGCUCGCCCACGUGGCCAAGCGCGUCUUCACCGUCCCUGCCACCUCCACGCCCGUGGAGAGGAUCUUCGGCACCGUGGGCAGGAUCGCACGGCCGGAGAGGUGCCAGCUGCUGCCCAGGAACCUGGAGACGCUCAUCUACCUGAAGGCAAACUACAGGCUGCUGUGGACCUAAGGGCGCAUCAAGGCCUGCCUGUUCACGCUUUCAUAGUUAUACACAUGAAUACACACUUUUUUUUAGUUGAAUUAGACUGUCUGUUGAAAACGCAACACUAGUGCAUCGCAUCAAAGACUUGACUUUAAUCCGUGCACUUCGUAAUGAAAUCAACCCAAACUCUGCCAUGGCCACUAUACGUACUUUUGCAUUCUUAAUGCUAAUAAAUGUCCUGCCCUGCUGUAUGGGAUGGGGUGUGCUCACUGACUGCCAUCUCGGCUCGAGGGAAGAUUCUGGAAAGAAGAGGCGCCCGCUGGGGCAGCUGGGUAUUUUACUGGGUCAUUCUGAGGGUAGUCCAGGGAUCUGAACCCACAGCACUGCUCCAGCCUGCUGCCUGCUGCACACAUGC
Molecule: messenger RNA, 2850 nt
Organism: Lepisosteus oculatus (spotted gar)
Lineage: Eukaryota; Metazoa; Chordata; Actinopteri; Semionotiformes; Lepisosteidae
Product: E3 SUMO-protein ligase ZBED1
Biological process (GO): regulation of transcription by RNA polymerase II
Cellular component (GO): nucleus
Molecular function (GO): protein dimerization activity
Source: RefSeq, a predicted model, not a curated record